Molecule: messenger RNA, 2398 nt
Organism: Nymphaea colorata (pocket water lily)
Lineage: Eukaryota; Viridiplantae; Streptophyta; Magnoliopsida; Nymphaeales; Nymphaeaceae
Product: putative zinc transporter At3g08650
Exons: 6
Coding region: 325-2142 (605 amino acids)
Biological process (GO): zinc ion transmembrane transport
Cellular component (GO): membrane
Molecular function (GO): zinc ion transmembrane transporter activity
Source: RefSeq, a predicted model, not a curated record
UUCUCCCGUCAAUUUGGAGAGAUUUCUUCGCCUUUUUCUUUUCAAUCUCCCUUCCAACUUAGGGUUUUUUUUUUAGAGCUGUAAGGAGUAAAGCAUAGUUUUGGAUUUGUUUGUAUUCCUUUUUUUUCACCCUUUCUUGGGAAAAUUAGGAACCUCAGUCUCCACGGUACGAGCGUGUUUCCUCUUCUUCCUGGCUACACCUCUACGAAGACGUGUUCAGUUCCUUGCGUUUACAGAAUACAAUGUUUAAAGAAGCAGAACAGCAGAUAGAAUGCCUUGAGAAACUUCAAUGUCCAUGAUUUAUAAGUGGAUUCGUAGAAGGAGAUGAUGCGGAAAAUUCAGCUAUUAUGUACGUUGUGCAUGGUUCUCUCUUUGUUUUGUGGUUCUGCUGUGGCAAAUUCAACAAAUGAAACUCACGACUCGGGAAGAGUGUUGGAAGCACAACCGCAUAGAAGAUCGGUGACUGCUCCCCGCAGGAAUUUGGAAGACUCUGUCAUAGAUGGGUCCGGUACAGAGCCUUUUAAGAUCGUUGGUGAUUCUUCUGAUGAGUUCAAGGGUAAGAAAAGCAGCACCUCUAAAGUUGCAGUCUCUACAGUUGCUUGGCUCACCCUGGCAAUGGCAGCGGCAAGUGGCUUAGGCUCAAUACCGUUCUUCUUUGUGGAGCUGGAACCUCAGUGGGCAGGGUUGUGCAAUGGGAUGGCUGCAGGUGUCAUGUUAGCUGCAAGUUUUGACCUUGUGCAAGAAGGGCAGAACCAUGGCAGUGGCAGUUGGGUGGUUGUUGGGAUCCUUGCAGGAGGCGUUUUUAUCUGGCUCUGUAAGAAGUUUUUGGAGCAAUAUGGUGAAGUGAGCAUGUUGGACAUCAAAGGUGCUGAUGCGAGGAAGGUCAUUCUUGUGAUUGGAAUAAUGACUCUUCACUCUUUUGGUGAGGGCUCUGGUGUUGGAGUCUCCUUUGCUGGUUCAAAGGGGCUUUCUCAAGGUAUUCUGGUAACAUUAGCCAUAGCUGUGCAUAAUAUUCCGGAAGGCUUGGCUGUGAGCAUGGUCCUCUCCUCAAGAGGCGUCUCUCCACAAAAUGCAAUGUUAUGGAGUGUAAUUACUUCAUUGCCUCAGCCGAUUGUAGCUGUUCCAUCAUUUAUGUGUGCGGAUGCAUUUCACAAAGUCCUUCCUUUCUGUACGGGCUUUGCUGCUGGCUGCAUGAUUUGGAUGGUGAUGGCAGAGGUGCUCCCUGAUGCAUUCAAGGAAGCUCCCCCUUCACAAGUUGGAACAGCUGCUACAAUCUCUGUAGCCUUUAUGGAAACACUAGGCACAGUAUUCCAGACUUUCAGUGAAGGAUACAGCUCAGAGCAUCUUUACGGGUUAUUGGUUUCCCUUCUUUUUGGACUUGGCCCACUCAUGGGUGGUGCCAUUUUGGUUGCAUUGGCUAUCCCGUUCCGCCUGCAUCACUCUUUUCUCACAGGUGCCUCUUCGGGGAUUGCCUUUGUCCUUGCUGCAUGGCGACCUUUACAGUUGUGGGCUGGUGCAAAGAUGGGAUUUUUCACUGUUUUAUCACUGCUGGGUUUGGGUUCUCUCCUCUUCCAUGUAUCGACAACAGGCCUUCUUAGGCUAGCCAGGCGAAAGGCCUCAACAAACAGCCUUUCGGCAUCUGGUUUCCCCAUAAGUGCUCUGACACUCCAAGCAUUCCUAGCCUGUGGAACUGUAGCUCUUCACGCCCUUGCUGAAGGUCUUGCUCUGGGUGUGGCUGCUCCAAAAGCCUAUGGUCUUGGGCGUCACAUGAUGCUGCCAGUUUCCUUACAUGGCCUUCCUCGUGGUGCAGCUGUGGCAAGUUGUGUGUAUGGUGCAACCGAUAGUUGGCGAGGUGCAGUCGCUGCAUCGGCACUGACAGGCCUUGCUGGUCCAACAUCUGCUAUCGGGGCAAUACUUGCAGGCAUCGGCUAUAGCGGGCUUGAUUACUGGAUGGUCCUUGCUUGUGGGACUCUUCUGCCAAGUUUUGGAAGUAUUUUCCAGCGCGUCAUCCGGUUGGACCCCAGAAGGAGUGUCUUUGGGCUUGUGAUGGGAUUGACAUUCGCAUUUGCAUGCCUCACCAGCACCAGGCUUGUGUGCUUACACACACCUUAUUGCAAUUCUGCGCCUGAAGCUGUGACCUAGAGUUUGCCAACCAAGAUGAAGCUGAUCAUGUGGUUAAAACAGAUGGAAAUCAACCUAGAAGAAGGUAUUGAGCUUAACAAUAUUGCAGCAUGCCUGCCUGAGAGCAACAUUUGCCCCAUCCGGAAGGCGAUUUUUAAGAUGAAAUAGGUAUAUAUUUACUGUGGAGAUGCAGAAAAUGCUCAUGAUUUCUUUAUCGUAGCCUGUAGAAAAUGUUUCAUAAUUUCAUCAUUCAGGAAUACAAAGUCUAUCUGGAGUC